AUGGAACUGGUCACAACCAAAAGUAUCAGACCUGGGACCCUUCCGCGUACUCUAAUGGCCCACUAUAAAUUGGCUACCAGAGUUCGAGAUCUCAACAACGGGAGGAAUGUUGGCGUUAAACAAGGCACUGCCACUCUUACCUCAAAGUAUCGACGUAGUUCAGCGUACGACUAUUACAAGGCUGCCGCCAAACGGCCCAAUGUCGACAUUUUUCAUAACGCCCCUGUUCAGCAGAUCAUGUUCUCGAGGAAUGCAGCUGGAGUCCCCGUUGCGACUGGUGUCAGCUUCAUUGAUCACUCUCAGGGUCGUCACCGCAGUAUUGCCGCUUCAAAAGAGGGUAUCGGUCCAGAAGCCACGCUUGAUGCUUUCAACAUCGAGCCUGUUGCGAUCAAUGAAAACGUAGGACAGCACAUGGUGGACCAUAACCUAUACAGCAUCUCAGCCACAGUAGUCCCCGAAGCUUCGACCCACCAGCUCAUGUUUAACUCAACAGCCGUGGAAGCCUCGCAAGAGGAAUAUUACACUACUGGCAAAGGAGUCAACACGGCUCCCGGAGGCGUUACUAAUGGUUUUCAAGAGCUAUCAGGAAAAAAGCUUCAAAAGAUUUGUGCUGAAGCCGUCAUCGAUGCUGGACUUGCCAACCGAUCCACUGUGGAACUUUUGUUGGAAUCCUUCUUCCAUCCUAAUAGCCCAGGUCCCACCUACGAACCAUCAUCGGACCAGUCAUAUAUAUCCAUCUCGGUAUCGAGCAUGGUGGCUCUAUCCAAGGGUAACAUCACCCUCCAGUCGAGCGGCAUGUCCGAUACUCCAAUCAUCAACCCCAACUACUACACUCACCCUGCUGAUCGCGCUAUCGCCAUCAACGCGUUCCGCGACGCACGGAAGAUCCUCGACCAUUCUGCUUUUGCAAACCUAACCGUUGGGCCGAAUCACGGAGAGGCUGCGCCUGGUAGUAUCAACAUUGCUUCUGAUGACGACGAGGCCAUCUUUGACUACACCAAGGUUACAACUGUUCCCAAUUGGCACGCCUCUGGAACUAAUCGCAUGCUUCCACUUGAGGACGGCGGCGUUGUCGACUCUCGGCUUCGCGUCUAUGGAGUGCAAGGCUUGAGAGUCAUUGACAGUAGCAUCAUGCCUACAGUGCUAGAUGUUAACAUCGCUGGCCCGGUGUACGUGUUAGGAGAGCAUGGAGCAACUAUGAUUAAGAAGGACCGGGGUAUCUGA
Fusarium odoratissimum NRRL 54006 is the source of this 1224-nucleotide messenger RNA. RefSeq lists its product as uncharacterized. The record is from RefSeq and is a predicted model, not a curated record. Gene Ontology annotation, biological process: secondary metabolite biosynthetic process. Gene Ontology annotation, molecular function: flavin adenine dinucleotide binding; oxidoreductase activity, acting on CH-OH group of donors. Bases 1 to 1224 code for a protein of 407 amino acids. The transcript is spliced from 5 exons. Lineage: Eukaryota; Fungi; Ascomycota; Sordariomycetes; Hypocreales; Nectriaceae.